CUCAGCUGCCAACACUCACACACCGCCUGCUGCCGCCGCCGUGCUGCUCCCGGACUCCGGGCAAGAGGGGAAGGGAAGGCAGAGGAGCAGGGGCAGGGGAAGUCGGAGCGGAGGGAGCGGGAGAAGGAGCCUCCUCCCCGUAGCCAGAGGACUUCCAUAUAGUGGGGGACAGCGGGAGAAGGCUGGCGCUCGGGAACUGUGCGAGCAGCUCUCCGAGCAAGUUACUUAAUCCCUCAAGAGCAGCGGGAGGAGGGGACGGCACCGAGCCCUGUUGCCGAUCAUAGUCACUAUUCCCAGACCCUCAUCGCUUGACCGCGGGCAGUUCAAUGCACUAUUCCAAGCUCUUUCUAGUUUUCUCCUCGGGCUAACUUCGGAGGACGCGGCGCCGCUGUCGCCCGGAGGUGAGGCGGAGAGCCUCGGAAGAAGGAAGGAGAAGUUUUGCGGGGGCUGCGAGCGGAGGAGCAGAAGAUGGGCUGGAAACGCCGCUGCUGCUGGGGAGGCGGAGGCGGCGGGGACCUUCUCUGCCGGCUAACCCUGGUGCUGGGGUUCCUGCUGCCCGCCUGCAGGACGCGCCUCUACACCAACCACUGGGCUGUGCGGAUAGCCGGGGGGCUGCCGGAGGCCAACCGGAUAGCUAGCAAAUACGGAUACGUCAAUAUAGGACAGAUUGGAACGCUGAAGGAUUACUACCACUUUUACCAUAGUAAAACAAUUAAAAGGUCAGUUCUCUCAAGUAGAGGUACCCACAGCUUCAUUUCAAUGGAACCAAAGGUGGAGUGGAUACAACAGCAGGUGGUUAAAAGAAGGAUAAAGAGGGAUUAUAAACCUGGAGGUACCCAAUCCACUUAUUUCAAUGAUCCCAAGUGGCCAAGCAUGUGGUACAUGCACUGCAGUGAUAACACUCACCAUUGCCAAUCAGAUAUGAAUAUAGUAGGUGCUUGGAAGAGAGGUUACACUGGAAAGAAUGUUGUGGUGACCAUCUUGGAUGACGGCAUUGAAAGAAACCAUCCAGACUUGAUGCAAAAUUAUGAUUCGCAGGCCAGUUUUGAUGUCAAUGGAAAUGAUUUUGACCCUAUGCCUCGAUACGAUGCCAGCAACGAGAACAAGCAUGGAACCCGUUGUGCUGGAGAAGUGGCAGCCACUGCAAACAACUCACACUGCACAGUGGGAAUCGCCUUUAAUGCCAAGAUUGGAGGAGUACGGAUGCUGGAUGGAGAUGUCACAGACAUGGUAGAAGCAAAGUCUCUGAGCCUCAAUCCCCAGCACAUCCACAUUUACAGUGCUAGCUGGGGGCCUGAUGAUGACGGCAAAACUGUUGAUGGACCUGCUUCUCUAGCACGUCAGGCCUUUGAGAACGGCAUCCGAAUGGGACGAAGAGGCUUAGGGUCAGUCUUUGUUUGGGCAUCUGGAAAUGGUGGAAGGAGUCGAGACCACUGCUCCUGUGAUGGCUACACCAAUAGCAUCUACACUAUCUCCAUCAGCAGCACAGCAGAAAGCGGGAAGAAGCCAUGGUACCUGGAAGAAUGUGCUUCCACGCUAGCAACAACAUACAGCAGUGGAGAAUCCUACGACAGGAAAAUAAUUACCACAGACCUGAGGCAGCGUUGCACAGACAGCCAUACUGGAACCUCAGCCUCUGCACCAAUGGCUGCAGGCAUCAUUGCACUGGCACUGGAAGCAAACCCAUUUCUGACAUGGAGAGACAUACAGCACAUUAUUGUCAGGACUUCUCGUGCUGGACAUCUGAAUGCUAAUGACUGGAAAACCAAUGCAGCUGGUUAUAAGGUGAGCCACCUCUAUGGAUUUGGACUGAUGGAUGCUGAAGCAAUGGUGAUAGAGGCAGAAAAGUGGACAACAGUCCCUCCACAGCAUGUGUGUGUGGAGAACACGGAUCGGCAAAUCAAAACAAUAAGACCUGACAGUGUCGUCCGCUCAAUUUACAAAGCUACGGGCUGCUCUGAUAAUCCUAAUCACCACGUGAUCUACUUGGAGCAUGUUGUUGUUCGCAUCACUAUUACUCACCCUCGACGUGGAGACUUGGCAAUUUACCUAACCUCUCCUUCUGGAACCAGAUCACAGCUCUUGGCCAACAGACUAUUUGAUCAUUCCAUGGAAGGAUUCAAAAACUGGGAGUUUAUGACCACUCACUGCUGGAGUGAAAAAGCAGCAGGUGACUGGAUCUUGGAAAUCUGUGACACUCCAUCUCAGCUGAGAAAUUUCAAGACUCCAGGCAAAUUGAAAGAGUGGUCCUUGGUACUGUAUGGAACAUCCAUCCAGCCAUACUCACCAAGAAAUGAUUUUCCAAAAGUGGAAAGGGUACGCUCCAGUCCAGUUGAAGAUCCUACAGAAGAUUAUGGAACAGAUGAUUAUUCAGGUCCGUGCAAUGCAGAAUGCAGUAAAGUAGGGUGUGAUGGGCCAGGACCAGAUCAUUGUACUGACUGUCUUCACUACUACUACAAAUCCAAGAACAACACAAGGAUCUGUGUUUCGACCUGCCCACCUGGUCACUACAAUGCAGACAAGAAACGCUGUAAAAAAUGCUCACCCAAUUGUGAAACCUGUGUUGGAGGCCAUAGUGACCAGUGCAUGACCUGUAAAUCUGACUACUACCUGAAUGAAGUAAUCAAUAGCUGUAUUACCACCUGUCCUGAUGGGUUUUACCUGGAUAAGAAUAAGAUUGUUUGCCGAAAAUGUAGUGAAAACUGUAAGACAUGUGUUGAAUUCCAAACCUGCACAGAAUGCAAACAUGGGCUAAGUUUGCAUGGCACAAAAUGUGCUGUCCGCUGUGAAGAUGGAAAAUACCAUAAUGGCAGGGAAUGUGAACCAUGUCACCGUUCAUGUGCAACAUGUGCAGGUGGUGGAGUAGAUGCAUGUAUAAACUGCACACAGGGCUAUUUUAUGGAAGAUGGAAGGUGUGUGCAAUCCUGCAGCACUGGUUACUAUCUUGAUCACUCUACUGAAAGUGGAUACAAAAGCUGCAAAAGGUGUGAUGCCAGCUGUUUGGAUUGCAGUGGUCAAGGAGACAGAAACUGUACUAUCUGCCCAAGUGGCUAUAACCUAGACUCUGGUGUCUGCGUAGUGGGAACAGUCUGCAAGGAUGCCACGGAAGAGUCCUGGGCCGAGGGAGGAUUCUGUAUGCUGGUGAAAAAGAACAAUCUCUGCCAGCGGAAAGUGCUCCAGCAACUGUGUUGCAGAACAUGUACGCACAAGGGGUGAACUCACACCUCGCAGAGUCCUCCUGCUCCUGUAAACUUAUAGAUUAACAUGUAUUAUUGAAAAAGGAAAAAAACAAACAUACAAACAAACAAACAAAAAAGCCACCUCUUUCUCUCUCCCCCCCGUUUGUCUGGGGAGAUGGUGAACUGCUGGUUGGAACUUAAAUGGAAAACCUACAACACGCCUACCUUUCAUAACUGGGUGUUUAGAGCUGAACAUCCAGGAUCACAGAGUCAGUAUUGUGUGACCAAAGCAUAUGAUGCCAAAAUUAACCUUUAACUCAUGAUUUGACUUCCUGUCAACUUUAGGAUUAUUUCUGGUUUUUUUGAAGGUCUUUAUCCUUCCCUUUUUUUCCUGUUUGUUUCCCCUUCAGGAUGUUUAAGGAGUGUUUCAAGAAUACACACACGUUUACAUGGAUUAAAACUAAACAAUACAAAAAAGUUCGCAUUAAGUCUUUUUUGUGAAUUGACAGGGGGAAAUUCAGGAAAGGAGUCCCCGGGGGAAUCAGAAACAUUGUCGUCUGCAGGACUAAGUUCUGUCCCUUUUGUACCAGUAUUUAAAAAGGAAAAAAAAAAAAAAGAUCAUUUCUGCACACAAUUCUUUCCUACUUACUCUGCUGUGUGCUGUUUUUUUGUAUCACAUGCAGUGUGUAUAUAUGUUUUGCCCAAAGUGUUUUUUGGCUUUUUUUUUUUUUUUUUUUUGGUCAUAUAGAUCUCAAUUUUAGACAGCUAGCCUAUUAACAGAUACGCUAGGAUUUUUAUUUUAUUUUUUUAAAUUGUAAAAGCUAUUUCAAAUAAACUUUAAAAAAAUAAUUAAAAAAAAAUAAAAUUUUAAAAAAAAAAAAAAAAAGAAUUGUUCCUGUUGUGAACAAGUUCAGAAGAUUCUACUCUUGGUUUGCAUAAGCAAGAGUAAUGUAUACGUGGAAAUCGAAAAGUUGCUAACAUGUAAGGAGUAUUCAUAAAUUAUUGUUGUCUUGUAAUGUUCACCAAAAAGGGGAUAUUAUCAUGCAAGUAUGUGGGGAUAUUUUAUAGUGCCCAUACAGAAAUGCCAGUGUGACUGUAUGUGACAGAAUGUGUUUACAGGACUGGAUUUAUAAUUGAGCUUGUAACACUGUGCCAAAUACAUCUCCAGGAGUAUUAACAUAUAGGGCAAUAAAUCAACUGUUUUCUUGAUGUAACAAUCUUGUCUUAAUGGGCCUGAAUCCGCUUUUAACUGCUCCUAAUACAAAUUUCAUCAGGAACAAUACUGCUGAGGCCUAUGAAGUUACCUCACUGUAAAACCAUCCUGGAGUGGUGAGAGAGGCAGGUCUCUGUCUUGUCUCUGUACCCAGGUACACAAUUGUUCAAUCUAUACUCAUCAGUUUCACCUAGCAUGCUGUUUGCAAGCCAUUUGUUUUAGCAGAAGACAGUAAGCUGAGCUUCAAAGAUACUGUUUUGUGGGAAGAAUACUUAAAACGUGCAAAGUCUCACCGUUAUUUCUCCAGGACACACAAGUAGAAAAUGCAUUGCAGGUGUUUAAGCAUGUAAAUGUCAGAAAAUAAAAAGAACCUCCUUUUUAAAUACUAAAAUUAUUGUGGAACUUCUACAGAUGAAUUAAUAAUAAUAUUAAUAAUUAAUUAUACAAAUGGAUUGAUAAACCUAUGCCCACUUUGCCAGAGAGCAGAUAAACUAUUACAACCCAUGCCUGGUUCUGUAUGACGAGGCCUUUGAAGCUCCUUUGGUGCCCAUUAUAGAUUUCUUGCUAAACAUGAAAAGUUAUGAGAAUUUAAUUUGUGCUAGUUAAACUACUAGUCUGUUACUGCCUCGUUUCUCGAUAUAACAAUUUUAACUAGAACAUAAUGCUUUCAAAUUUUAAGUUAAUAUUAUAUAUAUAUUAUAUAUAAAUAUAUAUUCAUAAUUGAGAUUUAAUUAUGUAAUAGAUUGUAAAGAGUUUGUUUGGGUACUUACAAAUGCCUCUAACACUAUUAUAGAGAAAAACUUGAUAUCUUCAUUUUCUUUAAAACAAAAAAAAAAACAAAAAAAAAACAAACAAAAAAAACUUGACACAUUGUUAAUCCAAAUUCAUUUUUACUGAAAAAAAUACUGUACAUGUGUAAAAUGUUCAGUUGUUAUUUGUAAAAUAGGGUAGUUCUGUUGUAAUUGAUAUUGGCCAAAAUCAGUGUUAUUCCAUAUUUUAUUUUUUCUAUUAAAUUAACCUAAAUUCUUGUUCCUUUGGGUCUGGAAAAACAUGUUGAUAAUCUAUAUGUAAAAUAUCUCUGUUGAAGGGCACAGGUAGCUCUAUGGUAUAGAUACUACAUGCAAGUCUUUGAAACAAGGAAGGUUAGAGAUGUUUAACUCAUUUUAUUUUAUUUUGUUUUGUUGGUGGGUUUAAGUGAUGGAGUUGAUGUAAGCAGCAGUGGUUUCUGUGGAGGACACCUUUUGUGUGCUAGCAGUACAGCCACGUCCGUGCCCUGGUGAGCAACGGUGCUGGCUUUCUGCCACCCAUGAGAGUUUUUCUCUUGCAAACUUAAUGAAAAAUUGCAUGCAUAAAAUACAUUUUGACUGAGACAGAUAAAGAGUGGGGUGGUGUUAUUUCAGUCAUUCCUGGGCAUUUGCACAAAGCAGAACUGUUGCCCAUUCAUGUGCUGGUGCUCAUAUUCAGUACACCUCAGGUCACAAUGCUGGACAGCCACUUAAAAACAGAAGGCUGCUUCUCAUUCCUAUUAAAUGGAGAGGACCACAUAUGCACUCAGCUGUGGUGCCUGCAGGAUCAGAGCUUCCACUGGCAUUAGUCAAUGCUUUCAUUCAUUUCCCAUUUAGUCCCACAGCCAGAAUGGCAGCCAGAGUGCCAACUUAUUCACACAACUUGUAUAUUCAGAUGAAGUUUAAAGCACGUUCACUGAAGCUGUGUAAAAAAGUUCCUGGAAGGAAAAAAAAUAAAAAACAAACAAACAAACCACUUUUCAGCCAUUGGCUUUCAGCCUCAAAUGUUUCAUAGCCACCAACAUCAGUCCCCAGUUUUCCUCUCAGUUCUUGGAGCAAGUGUACAGAGGACAGCACAUGCUUAGCAGUAGUUACAUUAAGCCACACCAGUGGAAAAAGUUUGGCCUAAUCCUUACACCAAUACUCUACAAACAACUGCUUCUUUCAGGUCCCACCCCACCAUCAUAUUUUAACUGGCUUGAGAAAUUCUAUUAUACUGACAUCUAUGGUUUCAUCUGUGAUUUCCCUAGCUGGAGGAUAAUAAUUUCAUUACAGCUCCAGCACUAGUUUGCCCUACAGGGUGUAUUAGUAAAUGUUUGGCUAUGGAGCCUAAUGGAGAAGCAAGCCUGCAAUGGAGUUUUAGAAUGAAAACCAGGAUUUCCUGCUGUCUGCUGUCAGGCUCUUUGAAGAUUGUUGCUUGUUGAUGCCUUGACAGCAGUGGGUAGAUAAAAGCAGAAUUAGCAGACAGCACUGUAGUUACUCCUUGUAUCAGCAGUGGGAUUGCAACUGAAGGAUGCUCCCACUAUUUCCAUUUCCUUCUCCCUUUCUGACAAAGCCUUCCCUUUCUUCCUGUAUGGAAGGACUCUGGCUGAUGUCAGCCCAAAUCCCCAAAUCUGUUCAUCAAUUACUGCCUUGCCUUGCUUGUAAGGAGAAAAAAAAAAAAAAAAAAAAAAACAACAAAUAAAACGAAGAAGAAGUAGAAGAAAUAAAGUAAUUUUCCAGACGCUCUUAGUUAAGGCAUAUCACUUCCAUGGUAAACUAUCUGCCAGUUCGUAUCUGUCUAGGAGAAUCCUUAUGCAGUCAGUGAUUUAAAUGCAAACUUAACAGCCAGUUAGACUGCUUGCCUACCAAAAGUCUUUAAGACUGUGACAGUGUGGACCAUAGAAAAUUUAAUACUCCAAUUAACACUAUUUGUAACCAGAAAGAAGGUCAGUGUUCCCAGACAAGAAGAUCAUCUGCAGACACCUGUUGUGUGAAUACAGAGUUUCUGUAAAUGGAGGAUGCAUUUCUGUAAUCAGGCCAUAUUGCUUUUUUACCUGCUGCUAUCCACCUCAGCCAUACCACAAUGUGGAGUAUGGCUGACAUCAGCAAACUAGAGACACACCAAAUUGUGUCAGUGGAAACCAUUGGGAGCUGCACACACUGGUACAUCCUGUCUUUUUCUGCGAGGCUUUGCAGCUCCCUCCAUGCAGCAAACACAGUUUUCUAAUAAACUGUUCCCUAUGAGACCUGAAAGAUUACCUCAGUUCCUAUUUGGACUGUAAGUUUCCAAUGUCCUGAGAAAUUCUGAGCAACAUCUGAUAUUGAAUAUGUAGUACAGUAUCAAGGCUGCUGCUUGUUCCACAUUGUGAAGUAAUGAGAGUUACAACACUAUGAGCCUUUGAGUAAAUGUAUAUAAAGAGAUACUGUAGCUGACUAGCAACUGAAUAGAUCUUGCAAUGUGAUGAGCAAGUCAAUCCUUUUAGCAGCCGCACCACAAACAAACUGAACAUUACCCGUAUUAGUGUCCGCUUUAGGUAACAAUGUGCUACCUUUGAAGACUUCUUUUUAAUGAACUGAAUGACUGUAACAAGACCUGUUAUAAAUUCGAGAUUCCUGUAAAGACAUUUAAGUGACAGCUUGUAUGACUCGAUGUUUUCAAUCUGUAGUGCAAUUCACAAAACAGUAAAUUGUCUUUGAUCCAUU
This is a messenger RNA of Coturnix japonica (Japanese quail), 7862 nucleotides long. It is a transcript of the gene PCSK5, whose product is annotated as proprotein convertase subtilisin/kexin type 5. The record is from RefSeq and is a predicted model, not a curated record. NCBI's taxonomy places the organism in Eukaryota, Metazoa, Chordata, Aves, Galliformes, Phasianidae. Gene Ontology annotation, cellular component: trans-Golgi network; Golgi membrane. Gene Ontology annotation, biological process: peptide hormone processing. Gene Ontology annotation, molecular function: serine-type endopeptidase activity.